Molecule: messenger RNA, 2178 nt
Organism: Phycomyces blakesleeanus NRRL 1555(-)
Lineage: Eukaryota; Fungi; Mucoromycota; Mucoromycetes; Mucorales; Phycomycetaceae
Exons: 8
Coding region: 1-2178 (725 amino acids)
Source: RefSeq, a predicted model, not a curated record
AUGACAAGCAAAAAACAACUGAAAUAUAGCAAAAAGUUAGGCAAAAUUAAGCUUACCUUAGUUUUGCAAGUCUUUGUUGACAGGAAUGACAGUAUGAUCUCAGUUUCCAUACUUAUAAAGAUCAUGUAUACCAUCAAUUUGUUGUUUGAGUUGAAGAAGAAAGCAGACAAGAAUAAAACAGAAUUUAAGCUGCCAAAUGUUGGGACUCUGCUUAAUUAUCAACAUAAUAAGUUCAACAAGAUUUUUCUGUUCCCUACAACUAUUAAGAAGGUUAUGAUCAAAGCAACUUCCAAUUUAAAUUCAGGAAUUACUGGCCAAGUGAAGACUGCAGACUGCCACUUUAACUUACCUUUCAACCACUUGCAUCUUCUUUUGGCAAACCCUAAAAAAGCAUCAUAUCUUUCAGCUAUUCCAGAUUAUACUGAAAAUCAGUGUCUUUCUAUUCAACAAGAUGAAAAAUGGAAAAGAGACCCUUUGUUUCAACGUCUUUUUAUUCAAACAAAUGACAGCAACUUUUGGAUUGGAGAGACAACAUUGCUCUCUUUGAUGGUUACCUUGUUGAACAGGGCUCUGACAGUGAAGGUUACCUCUAGCAUAAGAUACAAAGCUUUCCUGUCAUGUAUGAAGUUAAAUGUCUGGAUCCUGUUUGGCUCCCCCCAAUAUUCUUUAGCCGUCCCAAGAAUUGGGUUCUCUCUGACUAUUAUUGCCUCACUUGCCAUAUUUUCUGAUGAUACCUCUGGGAAUCUGACAAAAACACAUGGCAUGUAUGACAGUGUGCUGGUCAACUUCUCUGAGAUGUCAUACCACAUGAGAAACAGGCGCAAGAAGAAUUUUUUUGUCAUGGCUGUUUCCCAGCAAGCUGGAUUCAAGUUUACUCCAUUGAUGCGCAUUCUUGCUGUAGACUUGAAGUCCUUGGAAAAUGAUAUUGAGAUGUACUCAUUGACAUAUAACAAGACUGUCACUGUCUGUGCUCUAUUGCUCUUCAUUACAGCUGACAAUGCCCGCCAUACCAAACUUGUUAGUUUGAAGCAUGCAAUGUCUAAUUUCCUAUGUAGAAGAUGCUACCAUUACAGUUUAACAAGAUUUAGUUUCAAUGACUUCGACUCUGAUCAUCUGGUUCGCCAUUAUCAAAGAAGAACAAAGGAACAUUACAGGAUUGCAGCUACUGACCCAACUCAAAAGUCUAUGAAUAAGAUGCCUAUUCUUGCUGAUCUUUGGUAUAGUUAUACAAGUGCUAAAGAUCUACUCUGUUUGCAGUCUUUUAAUCCUGCUUUUGACACAUCUGUAGAGGUUUUACAUACUGUGACUCUUGCAGUAUAUAAAUAUCUUGUUAAUCAUUCGUUCAAGGAGGUUCUAAAAGGAAACACUACUUUACAAGUAAAGUUAUUCAAUUUGCUAGAGCAAAAAAAAGACUCUAGGGACUUUACAAGAACUUUCAGAAAGAAGUUUAGACAUAGUGAAUCAUAUCUUGGCAAGGAGUUCAAGAUUUUGAUGCAAGUCCUGCUAGCUAUUCUCAAUGCUGAAUUUGCAAACAACACAGAGGUUAGUAUAAUUGCUAAGCCUUUCACAGAACUUGGCAUUCUAUCAUCUCUUUUAUUUGUUCAAGAAGUCAACUCUGAUUUCAAUCAAUAUCUCAGCAAUGUCGAUAAUACUACUUGUCAUCUUGUCGAGUCUUUGUACAAAUAUGACAUAUAUGUCAAUACUAAGUUCAGCUUGACUCUGAAGACGCAUCUUCUGCUGCACUUGAAGGAAGAUAUCAAGAGGUUUGGUUGUGAUCUUCACUUUGAGACCAAAAAGGGGAUUUUGCAUUCAAGUUUGAAAAGCAAGAUAUGCUUAGACACAUUGCCAGUAGAAGUUCAUGGAUUGAUAGAACUACAGAUUGUUACUGGUGCCUCAGUUGCAUUUUUCUAUAAAGAUAAUGUUAGCAGACUGUUUGUUAGAAGGGUUGUAGAAAGUAAUAGUGCUUUGUGCAUUCAGCAUUACCAGCUUUUCUCACCUAACCUGAAUUUGGCAACAGUUGGCUGCCAACCAAGUGAACAUUACUGCAAUCUGGAAGAUGUCAAAAUCAAAUGCAUGUUACAUCUGACUUCAGGUGUUCAUCUUUCUUGCAUCAAUCUCCUCAAGUUUAGAUCUUAUCACUUCUUUUACAAAAAUUACUUCCGUUUUUUUUUGCUUUAA